AGAGCCAAUCGCUUAAUCCAGAAACUGAAAAUUUGCUGCAAGCCUCGAUUUUAAUGUUUUUAUCUCACGUGAGUUUUAUCACAAGGCAAUGGACUUGAAAGUUAUUCUCAUGGUUUUGCUGGGCUGCUCUGCAGCGUAUUUCUCGUCACCUGCUGUGGCAAACAAUUGUUCCGUUAUUUCAACGAAUUUGACGUUGGUGUUCUGUGGCCAUCACAACACGUCACAAGAUGAGUGCCUGGGUCGGGGAUGCUGUUGGAAUUCUUCUUCUAAUGCAAAUGCAGUUAGGUGCUUUGGGAUCGCGAAUAAUCAGUCCAGAGCCAAUUCAACACACACAACCAGUGUUCCUAUGACAACGUCUUAUGUUUCAAGCACCAAAGCUCCUCUCUCCACCCCAGCUGGUCCCAAGAGCACGUGCCAGGUAUAUCAUGGCCAGGUGUGUGACCAAUGGCUGAACUACACUAUGCUGGAGUACCGCUGGUCCCCGAGAUUUAUUGACAGCAGAUUCGGACUGAAUGGAACCGAGCGUGUGAUAUUGGAGUUUAUGUACGCCAUUAAUAGGAUCGACGGCCAAGAAAAAUGUAAGGACAUAUUAAAAGCUCUCCUCUGUUUAUACGUUCUGCCACCGUGUAAUGAGAACAAUGAACGGUAUCACUACUGUAGAGAAGACUGUGAAGUUGUUUUCCAAGAGUGUUAUUCUGCCAUGAGAGAAAUGCUUGGAGCUGCAAAAUACAUUUUGGAAAAACUUGGUAUUGAGUUCGCACACGUUGGAGUUCCUGACUGCGCCAAGCUGAACUAUUCUGAUAGCUAUAAGGCAACUAAUACCACCUGCUUACACUGGGGUCUGUUCGAUUUCUCUACUGCUGAAACAGUAACAAACGUGCCACCCAGGUCACACACGGCCGCUUUAGCUGGAGCGGUUGGUGGGGUCGCAGCACUUAUUGUUUUUGCAGUAAUAAUCGCUUGUAUCUUUAAACGGCGAAAGAAAAAAUCGAUGCAAGGAUUCGCGGGCGUCACUUUCACAGCCUUGUCAAUGAGAGACAGAAUUAGAGCCGAGGCUAUGCGCGCCCUCGACGAGAGCAAGGUCAUGAGUCUGUUUAAUCCUGAUGAUAUCAAACAGCUGCCGCUGACCAGUAUAGAAUAUGUCAGGGAUCUUGGAUCCGGGAACUUUGGUUUGGUAUUUUUAGGAAGAGCAUAUGGUUUAAUUGAAGGAAAACCCGAAGCAGAAUUGAUGGUCGCUGUCAAAACAUUAAAAGAAGGAUGCUCGACGGAAACUAAAGAAGAUUUUUUCAAGGAAGUUGCAUUGAUGUCCCUUCUGCAUCAUACAAAUAUUGUUGAAUUGUUAGCCGUGUCUACUGAGGAAGAACCGUAUGGAAUGAUCUUUGAGUUUAUGGAGUUAGGAGAUCUUAAUCAGUAUCUAAGAAAAGCUGGACCAUUCUUUGAAGGCGAUGAGAAGGAAAGAGUAAACCUUACUCAAGAUGACCUAAUGUCAAUGUCAUUACAAUGUGCCGCUGGUAUGGAGCACCUGCAGACUCUGAGAUUUGUUCACAGAGACGUUGCUACUAGGAAUUGCCUUGUGGGUACUGGUCUUAUUGUAAAGAUCUCUGAUUUUGGAAUGUCCCGGGAUAUCUACGCUUCUGACUACUACAAGGUGGAAGGACAAGCUGUGCUUCCAAUCCGCUGGAUGCCUCCUGAGGCUUUACUGUUGGGUAAAUUUACCGUGGAAUCUGAUAUUUACUCGUUUGGUGUUCUUCUGUGGGAGAUCUACACACUGGCACUUCAGCCUUACUAUGGAUACACCAAUGAAGAAGUCGUGGAAUUUAUCAAAAAGGGAGUACAUCUUGGGCAACCUGAAGACUGCCCAGAUCACGUGUAUCAAAUAAUGAAGAAUUGCUGGCACAAAGAGGCUUCACAGAGACCAAACUUUACCCUGAUGAUAGCUCAGCUUAAACAGGAAGUGAAUACACAUUACGACUCCCUCGACUCGCCGUGUGUUAGUGACAAGCAACCGCUGUAUCAGAACAUCGGCGUCUCUUCAGAAGAGAUAAAUGAAGAGCACCCCGUUGCCGAACGAGCAGCCAGCAAAAUUUCCCAGCCAGCUCCAAGCGCUCCACAGAGUAGUGUUCCCCCACCCUCCGCUUACAUCAACGUCGCCUGCAAUCCUGGUUUCCAUAGUGAUGACGAAGACGGAGUUUUUGAAGAAGGCAUUUUGUAGGAACAUUAAGAAUAGAGACCGAGGCUGUUAAAGAUCAGAUUUUAAAUCUUUAUGGUUGUGUGUUUUUGAAGAUACUGCCUAUCAUUUUAGGUAUUGGUUUGCCAGGUACUGUUAUUAAGGCCUAGACUAAAAAAAAGAUAGAGAAAAAUUAAUUCAAUAUCGAGAGAAAUUGCUUUGAUUUACUAGCGAGAGUGUUCUCUCCUCCUUUUCAGCCAAUCAGAUUUAAAAAUUUAAGUCUUGGACGCAUGCAUUUUCCCGCGCUUAAGACGCAUGAAUGCACGUGGAAUUUUCAUUGAUGAUACGAUUUUUUUUUGGUUUUAAUUUAAAUACUUAAUAAGAAAAACGUGUUCAUUUUCCAUUGUAUAACCACUGCUAGAAUUUUGUUAGGAUAAAAAAUCACCUAAAUCGUUGGCUUCUAUAGCUGCAACAGAUUUUAAACCAACAAUAAGUUUGUGCACUUUAUUACAAUUAUUUUGGUCGCUCAGUUGGUAUCGCAGAUCAAUCUGAAAAAGAAAAACCGGGAAAAUUAGGUGAAAAUUUUGGUUUCCAUGUUAUCCACUGACCCGCUUUGAUUUCCCAAUUAAUGUUCAGACUUUUUAUACGAUUUACAAUCAUUUGGAUAGAGAUGAGGUAGUAAGAUCACCCACCCUGUCGGAUCCAAGGGAUUCCGGGAUCGAAUGGAAACCUGGCUAACCAUAAACUUAAGCUCGAGUUUUUCAUUCAGUGACGAGAAAGUUUUCAACAGUUUUCUUCAUUGUUGGGGAUUUAGUUAAAAGCUCCAUGAUUGAUGGUACAGUAAUUAAAAGUAGAUGGUCGAAGUUAAUGCGAAAUGACUGCGUUUCCCACUAAUAGUGGAAGAUGGGUGUGGAUUUCAGUGCUUCUCUUUAAUCGAAAAAUAAAAUACAAAAAUAGGUUUUUAUAUGACUAGAGCAGCUUGAGAAUUACUAAGUACCA
Pocillopora verrucosa is the source of this 3166-nucleotide messenger RNA. RefSeq names its product tyrosine-protein kinase transmembrane receptor Ror-like. NCBI's taxonomy places the organism in Eukaryota, Metazoa, Cnidaria, Anthozoa, Scleractinia, Pocilloporidae. The record is from RefSeq and is a predicted model, not a curated record. Gene Ontology annotation, molecular function: transmembrane receptor protein tyrosine kinase activity; ATP binding; protein binding. Gene Ontology annotation, biological process: protein phosphorylation; multicellular organism development; positive regulation of phosphatidylinositol 3-kinase/protein kinase B signal transduction. Gene Ontology annotation, cellular component: signaling receptor complex; plasma membrane.